Gryllus bimaculatus (two-spotted cricket) is the source of this 4787-nucleotide messenger RNA. Lineage: Eukaryota; Metazoa; Arthropoda; Insecta; Orthoptera; Gryllidae. The record is from the annotation of a GenBank genome assembly.
AUGGGUGCGGGGCGCGGGCGCGGGCGGGGCGGCGGCGCGGGCGCGCUGCUGCUGCUGCUUCUUCUUCUUCUUCUUCUUCUUCUGGGAGUCGCCCGCGCGCAGGUCGCCUGGACACCCAUUUACGUCGACGGCAACAAUCAAGUAGAUUUGUGGACGCAGGAAGCUCAGGGCUGCCCGUGUAAUUUCGAUCCAGCGCGCGAAGAUUGUGCGUGCUGUGUCCAAGAUGGCGGUUGCCAGUGUGGCAAACACAUGCCAAAUCGGUGCAUCCAAUGCGGUCUGGAACAACAUUGUGGCCGAAUGUGCAACGUGACGUUGGACUCUCGCUUCCUGGCUUCACGCUCGGGCAAGACGUUUGGGCAGAUUCAAAUCCCCGUCACUGGAGGCCCCGCCUCUUCUGCUCGAUUCCGCUUGCAGCCGGACUCCGCAGCGCGUGGAGGUGCAGGUCUACCGCCUGUGAGCGCCGGCCGAUUCAACGCACCACGUGAGCGGGCCUGGGCCGCGUUGGUGAGGCAUGAUUCAAGUCCCCGUCGACUGGAGGGCCCCGGCUCUGCUGGUUCCUGCUCUGGCAGCCGGACGUCGGCCCAGCGCGUGGAGGUGCAGUUUACCGCCUGUGAGCGUCGCCGAUUCAACGCGCAACCAGUGAGCGGGUGGGAGCGUGUGGAUGGUGCUGAGGGCAGAUCAAGUCCCCGUCGUGAGGGCCCGCCUUCUGCUGUUCCUGCUGCAGCGGACGUCGCGCCAGCGCAUAGUUGCGAAGGUGGUUUCUUGCAACUGGUUGGUGAUCCAGAUCUCAUUCCGAGUUCUUCAGAGAUUCAAAUUUGCGGAGGCAACGAACGUUUCACUCCGCCAGUCGUAAUGUUUUCGGACAGAGGGACUGCUUCUCUUUUAUUUUUAAUCAAUGAAAAAACGCACAGAUCGCAGUUUCUUGCAUACUUCAGUUUCACUUCUAUAAGUAGUGCAGGAGAUGUUGCAUUCAGGGUUAGGGGAGGACAUCACGUGAAAGAUACAGAGUGUGAUUGGAUGUUCCAAGAAUAUCUCUGCCGAACACCUGGCUACUGUGUAUUUGCGAGUCCUGGUUACCCAGGCUUGUAUCCUCCAAUGCGACGCUGCAAAUACUACAUAGCAACUAGCUCCAUCCAGACAAUGGUGCACAUAAAUAUUACCUCUCUUCUGCCUUACACACACUGCCGGUCCCACAAUAUCGCCAUUUAUCAAGGAUCAGCCCCGUACAAUAGUUCAUUAUUGAAAACCAUAUGCGGAAGUCGAAACACAGAAAUAACGUACCCAGGUCCCGAACUACUUGUGGAAUUCAGUUCAGGUCCUGCAGUUCCGCCAUAUGAUUACAAUGGAUUUCUGGCUACACUUGAGUUUAUAGAACCUACUACGAGCACAGAACCAUCAACUACACCAAUUCUGAACCCAACAGUGCCAAGAAUUAUGAGUGAUGUGAUGAAAUCUCGAGAAGCAGCGCGAAAAAUUGCUGACGUUUCUCCUACCACCAUCUUACCCCGCAUUACCCGAAUAAAAUGCGAUCAAAUAUUUCUUGGAAAUGUUUCACGUUCGGGUCACUUUGAUACGAAAAAUAAACCUUGGAGUCCUAAUUGCACGAUGAAGUUUAUUGGACGUUCCUCUGAUGUAGUUCAUUUAUCUCUGUUUAGCUAUCAGCUGAGGGCGCCGUCGUGUGAGACGGUGGUGGAGAUUUACGACGGACUCGCCGGGACGGGAAAGCCUCGCCACCAACUAUGCAGCCCUCUGGCGAGAUUCGCGCGCGACCCUGGCGGCAGAUUUCUUGGACAACAAACGUUCAUAUCUUCUGAAAACGUAUUAACACUCGUUCUGAGGCGGCCUGGAUCGCCUUUAACCCUCGGUGAGGAGUUUCUGAAUGGAGCAUUCCUUUUUCAUGAUGAAAAAAUGGACGGCACUUUACGUCCAGAUACGCUCUGCGAUGUAGAUUAUUAUGGCUCCAGCAGCCUUUUAAGAGGGCACAUUACUAACCCGGGGACUCACCAGCUGUACUGGAAUCUCGAAGGAACAUUUCGCUGUUUACAAAGAUUUGUUCCCGCAGUAAACCAAAGUAUCUUGUUCACGGUAAUUUAUGUUACUGCUUUGACUGGUUUAUUUAUGGAUCCAAACUGUCAUACCGUUUGUGGUGAAUCCGGUUGCCAGUGUGUUACAAAAUUAAGUCCUAUCUCACAGAUGGACCAUCUGUCUUUUAUCACUGAUGAGGGCAAAACAGUCUCGUGUAUAUGUGGUGAACUUCAGAGAGAGUGGCUACCCAUUGGACUUAGAAGCUGGUCACCUCUACGUAUUGCGUAUUCUGUGGCAAAUUAUAGUUGGAUGCAGGGGUUUCAGUAUACGGCGGAAUAUUCUUUCAUAACUGAUGGAUUAUGCGGUUAUUCUGUAAUCUCGGACCUUUCAGGAUCAUGCGCAGCAUGGAACAUGACUAUUUACAAAUACGAUGAGAAUACAAUAGACAACUUCGGCGAUGCGUUACAUAUAUUCUGCCCUGAGGAUCACAAACGGAAAAUCGCCUUGCCCUGGAAUUUGAACAUUGUAAUACUCAGGCUUCAGUCGGUAACCAGUGCUUUCCCCGAGUUCACUAUUCGUUGGUUCUCACAAACUGAGUUCAAAAACCCAGGGAUCGCAGAACCAGCUCUUUCUUCGCGCGGAAACCAAGAGAGUCGAUUCUUUCCUGUUAUGGCAAUGUUUUGGAUUGCGGUGUUGAUGUGUACAUAGAACCUUUUCAAAUUUAUAAUCGUAUGUGCCUUGAGAAUUGUAUAUUGUGUUUGCAAAUGAAAAUAUGUUUUGUAAUACGAAUGCGUUUAUUCUAAGUGAAAUAAAUCAAAGGUAUCAUAAUUGGUGAUACAGUAUGAAUAAUAGAAUAAGGGGAUUAUAUGAUAAGUAAUAAAUACAUAUUUUACUAGAAGGGCUAUUACGUGAUUCAGACUCAAUAAUGGAAGUAGAAACCUUGACCUUUUAAUACGCCAAGGAAUUAUUGGCAUGAAUUACACAUAUUAACGUGCCAAUGUGUCGGUGACUUAAAGAAAUAUUCAGUGCGUCUUUAAGAUCCUUUUACUCACUCUAAUGAUUCCUAUUUAUGUGUUCUCUACACUUUACCUACCACUUCUUCGCAUUUUAUCCUUCGAUUUCCUUCAACCCAUUGAUCAGCCCAGUAUCCACACCAACGCUUUUCAGAUCGUGUUUAGUUUUUUCAUAUUAAUUCUUUCCUUUAAAAUCGCCCAAACAAAAGUUUAUUGUCUAUGAAUUUAUCAACGAACAUUCAUUUACUCUAGAAAGGUAUUUUCUUAAGAGAAAUACUAUGUUUUGAUAUUUAAAUCAAAAAUCUACUAACGGUAAACACACGUGACUAAUUUAUCAUUUGCAUCUCGAAAAUCAUUUUACAUAUAAUAUUUCAACAAUCAUAAAUCAUUGCACAUUCAAAAUUUCGUUUCCUGUCCCAUUGUAUAAAAAAGAAAAAAUAAUCGUGUUCAUUCCAUGUGGUAUCUUUUAGAUACAUACAAAAGUGUCCAAAAUAAAUAUUUAGUUGCUAACAAUAGAAUGGAUUUUGACAAAAUCGGAAUAGACAAUUAAUAAAGUACAAUGUGGUCACCCUUUCUUACACAUUUUCUUCUUAUUGAAAUACUCAAGGAAAAUCAACAGUGUUAAAGGAUUAAUAAUUUCAGCAAAGUUAUGAAGGAAAUAACCCUUACAACCCACCGAGAAGUUAUUUUGGAGACUAGCGUUUCGUAUUUAGAAAAUCAUAAUAUCUACUGCAUAUAGUUCUAACACAAACACCCUCGUCGAAAUAUUUUUGUCGAAAAAUGUAAACAAAACCACAUAAAGAAUCUAAAUUAACAUUUAAUAGCUUUAAAAAUAAUUUUGGUCUGAUUUUUAUGAUGAAUUAUUUAAAUAACCAACAUUAUAAUAAACCAAUAUUACUCAUAUUUACCCUAGAAUCAUUUAAUUUAAAUUAAUCCCUUUCAUCGCAGAUGACUAUAAUUACAUUAAAAUAAUACAUUAAAAGUAUUAUAAUAAUUCAGUAAUUAAAUUAAAGAGAUUAGAUAACAAAAGAAUAAAUACGAAAUAAUAAAGUAAAUUUUCUAAUGAAAUAAAUAACUCGAAAUAUAUCUUAAAAGGUAAUAAUUAUAAUUGAUGUUUUUGACAUUUUAAUUGUGUGAUUGAGUUUGUAAGAUUCGAUUAAAAUUAGAUGGUUGACAGUUGAGUGUGGAGAAGGACGGCAUGCAUUCUCUACACGUUACGAUACGGCUUUCACGCUACAAAUUGCCUUGAUAACCCAUUACUCAUCGUAACAAACAGAACACAACCUACCCAAACACGGUAUUCCCAAACAUCUUCGAAUUUUAAAUCUAUUAAUGUAACUUACGAGGAAUGUAAUGACACUUGGCUUGAUUAAAUAUUACAUUCGAGAUGAGUGAUUUAUUUGUUUCAUAAUUUGAGGUAACGGCACUGUAAGACUGCCGAAGUUUGUGAUUCGCAGUUGUUCGGAUUAUGGCAGCAGCAUUGUCACACGACCACGAACUGUCAACCACCUAAAUUUAUUUGGCGCACAUUCCAACGGCUUCCUCGCCUCAAGUAUGUGGACUCUUGGCUAUUUGAAAGACGCACAACCUAAGAGGCAGAGAAUUGAAAACAUAUUGGUUAUGAUAUUGCGACCUUCAGAAGAAAGACAUCGGCGUGUCUCGGACAGCCAAGAAUUCAAUAUUGACUUCAUUGUCGUCUCGUCAGCUAGGCCGAAUGGCCUAAUCUUUACAUGAUCGAGGAUCUGCUCA